GCUUUUGCUUGAGCGGUGGUGGCUAUAUAGGAUGCGGGUACGGCCUUUCCGACGUUCAGUUGCCGUUCGAAAUCAGUUGCAUAAAGAUCUAACUGACAUUAUUGAGUAGACAGACCAGAGAGAAUAAUAACUGAAGAAGAAGUAGCGUGAUUCGUGUACACUACUACUACUACUACUACUAUUGUUACAUUUACUUUCAAACAAAUCGUCAAUAGGAAAUCACGCGCAUCCGGCGCCUCCGACGUCGCCAUGGCUUCAGCCACAGCGAAGAAACGACUCACAGAUAAAAUAUCAUGCAGACAGGUGUUGAAUUUCAUGGUCAUUCUGGGAUUCAUGUUCAACUACAUGCUGCGCGUGAAUCUGACCAUCGCUAUUGUCGAGAUGGUGGAGGACGAUGAGAGCAACUCGACGAUGAUGGUAGAGGGUACCAAUCACACGCAGCCCAUUCCGUACGAGAACGAGGGCACCAAGUUCCAUUGGGACAAGUACGCUCAAAACAAUAUACUGGGCAGCUUCUUCUGGGGCUACAUAUUGACAGAGUUACCCGGCGGAAGGUUGUCCGAGAUCAUCGGAGCGAAGCGGGUGUUCGGUGGUGGCAUGUUAGCAGCCAGCUUGAUCACGCUGGUCACGCCGGCAGCCUGCCACAUGGGUUACAUAACUGUGGUGGUUCUUCGCUGCCUUCUGGGCUUCUUCCUGGGCGCCACUUGGCCCUCGAUCCCGCCGAUGGCCGCCAAAUGGAUUCCGCCGAUGGAACGCUCCAAGUUCAUCGCGAACAUGAUGGCCAGUUCUCUUGGCGCGGCCAUCACGAUGCCCGUGUGCGGUUUCCUCAUCGCUCAGUGGGGCUGGGAAAGCGUCUUCUACAUCACGGGCGUCGUCGGCGUGAUCUGGUCCAUCGGUUGGUUCUUCUUCAUCUACGACUCUCCGGCGCAGCAUCCUCGCAUCAGCAUCGAAGAGCGCAUGGACAUCGAGACCAAGAUCGAGGAGGGAUCCGGUAACAGAGGCACCAGGAAGCCAAGUCGCGUGCCGUGGAGGGCAAUCCUCGCUUCCGCUCCCGUCUGGGCUAUCAUCGUCACGCACGGUUGCUCCGUCUUCGGCUACUUCACCGUCGUCAACCAGUUGCCCACCUACAUGAAGGAAGUCCUCCACUUCAACGUGAAGAAGAACGGCCUCCUCUCCAGUCUCCCCUACCUCGGUAAAUACGCGAUGGCCAUAAUGGCGAGUUACCUGGCCGACAGACUUAGACGAUCCGGAAAACUGUCGACGACGGUGACGAGGAAGAGCUUCACCACUUUCGCCGUUUUCACGCCCGGCCUCCUGAUGAUCCUGCAGGCCCUCUUCGGCGACGAUCCGACCAUCUCGGUGACGAUCUUCACGUGCUCGCUCUUCUUCAACGGCGCCGUCACGGCCGGUUACCUCGCGAACGGUCUCGACAUCGCACCCAACUUCUCCGGCACCAUCUUCGGCAUGGCCAACACCUUGUCCUCCCUCGGCGGCUGGAUCUCAACCUUCAUGGUCGCGACCCUCACCCACGAGAACCACACGUUCGACCAGUGGCGUUACGUCUUCUGGAUCCUCGUCGUCGUCUACACGAUCGGCGCACUCGUUUUUCUGCUCUUCGGCUCCGGCGAGCUGCAGCCGUGGAACAGCGAGAAGGAACCACCCAAAUCGCAGGAGAUGCAACCUCUGAAGGGCGUCAGCGAUAAGGAGAAGGAAACUGCGUUGCCGUGAAGCGAACCCAAACGGCAGCAGCUCCAAAAACCGAAACAUUCUCAUUAGUUUAAAACAAACAAAACAAAAAAAAAGUAUCAGAAAAUAACAUAUUCGAGGACGCUUGAACGAAUGGACAUGGCAUGGACUUCGAGUAGCUGAAGACGGAGAGAAUAAGGGGGAGAUUCACAAUUUGCGUGAGUGCGAAUCAACAAAACAAAGGUGGUUCCUUCACAGUACAAAAGUAAAAAAAAAAACGAACACGGA
Nicrophorus vespilloides is the source of this 1974-nucleotide messenger RNA. Its product is annotated as sialin. Gene Ontology annotation, cellular component: plasma membrane. The coding region runs from base 250 to 1728 and encodes 492 amino acids. NCBI's taxonomy places the organism in Eukaryota, Metazoa, Arthropoda, Insecta, Coleoptera, Silphidae. The transcript has 4 exons. Gene Ontology annotation, molecular function: transmembrane transporter activity. Gene Ontology annotation, biological process: transmembrane transport; monoatomic anion transport. The record is from RefSeq and is a predicted model, not a curated record.